Molecule: messenger RNA, 1640 nt
Organism: Cryphonectria parasitica EP155
Lineage: Eukaryota; Fungi; Ascomycota; Sordariomycetes; Diaporthales; Cryphonectriaceae
Product: anion-transporting ATPase
Exons: 2
Coding region: 227-1261 (344 amino acids)
Biological process (GO): post-translational protein targeting to endoplasmic reticulum membrane
Cellular component (GO): GET complex
Molecular function (GO): ATP binding; ATP hydrolysis activity
Source: RefSeq, a predicted model, not a curated record
ACAGUUUCCACCGCCAACCAUCAUCACCACCACCCAUAUUUCUGUUCACACGUCGACUUGGCCUCCUGCGCGCCUCCACACCACCCCAUUCUCCAGAAUUCAAUGCACUCGUGUCGAGCUCUUCUGCGCAUCUCGAGGUAAAGAGAGAAGGACAAGACAAGACAGCACAGACCUAGCCGAUACAGCAACAGAAGGAGAAAGAGAGAAGGAGAAAGAAAGAAAAAAAAUGUCGUCCGCCCUGAUCAACGCCGACGACCCAGACGCCCUGGAACCGACUCUGCAGUCGAUCCUGGACCAGCGCUCCCUGCGCUGGAUCUUUGUUGGCGGCAAGGGUGGCGUCGGCAAGACGACAACCUCCUGCUCCCUCGCCAUCCAGCUCGCCAAGGUCCGCCGCAGCGUGCUCCUCAUCUCCACGGAUCCCGCCCACAACCUGAGCGAUGCCUUCAGCCAGAAGUUUGGCAAGGAGGCCCGCCUCAUCGACGGCUUCGGCAACCUCAGCGCCAUGGAAAUCGACCCUAACGGGAGUAUACAGGACCUGCUGGCCGGCCAGGGUGAGGAUGCCGGUGCCGGUGGUGGGGACCCAAUGGGUGGGAUGGGCGGUAUGAUGCAGGACCUGGCCUUCGCGAUACCAGGUAUUGACGAGGCCAUGUCCUUCGCAGAGGUGCUGAAACAGGUCAAGUCCCUCUCCUACGAGACCAUCAUCUUCGACACGGCGCCGACUGGCCACACCCUCCGCUUCCUGCAGUUCCCCUCGGUGCUUGAGAAGGCCCUCGCCAAGAUCUCGCAGCUUUCCAACCAAUACGGCCCGCUCCUCAACGGCUUCCUCGGCAGCCAGGGCGGCGGCCUGCCCAACGGCCAGAACCUGGGCGAGAUGAUGGAGAAGCUCGAGUCGCUGCGUGCCACUAUUGGCGAGGUCAACACCCAGUUCAAGGACGAGGCGCUGACCACCUUUGUCUGCGUCUGCAUCCCCGAGUUCUUGAGCUUGUACGAGACCGAGCGCAUGAUCCAGGAGCUCGCCAGUUACGGCAUCGACACCCACAGCAUCGUCGUCAACCAGCUGCUGUUCCCCAAGGCCGGUAGCGACUGCGACCAGUGUAACGCCCGCCGCAAGAUGCAGAAGAAGUACCUAGACCAGAUCGAGGAGCUCUACGACGAGUUCAACGUCGUCAAGAUGCCCCUGCUCGUCGAAGAGGUUAGGGGCAAGGAGAAGCUUGAGAAGUUCAGCGAGAUGCUGGUGAAGCCCUACGUGCCACCUUCAUAAGGCAGAGGAGGCCUCUCAUCCGCUUAAUAUCCAUGGGAUAUGGCACAUGAGAAAGAGAGGGGGGGGGGGGGCGGGGAAAUGGUCCAUACGAUGCUUCAUAUGCGGUCCGCAGGCUUGAUGGAGGAGAACUCAGUAGGGGAUGGCAGAGGAGGAAGGGCUCUCCAGGAACAGCAAAAUCUGCUGUGAGCAGAGGGAAUGCAUGAAGCUGAGAAAGAUAAUACGCUGCGCAUCCAUGGCAGGUGCGCCAGCUUCGUCUCAUACUUGGAGUAUGUGUGCGUGGGUGUGGGUGAGUGAAGAAAAGAGGGUCACUACAAAGCAUAUAAGCAUAGACAAGAUGUUACAAAGUCACAUGAGUAAUACAAAGCCAAUUGGUUGUUUG